GCGGGUAUUAUGGGCUGUCGCGGAUUGUACAGACAGAGGUUGUGGCAGUGGGACAGAAGUAAACAUGGAGCUCUCUGCCGUUGGUGAGAGGGUGUUCGCGGCCGAAUCCAUCAUCAAACGACGCAUAAGAAGAGGUCGGAUGGAGUAUCUGGUGAAGUGGAAAGGCUGGUCUCAAAGAUACAGCACCUGGGAACCGGAGGAAAAUAUUCUUGAUGAACGUCUCUUCGCUGCUUUUGAGGAGAGAGAGCGUGAGAGAGAACUCUACGGGCCGAAAAAGAGAGGACCGAAACCGGGGACUUAUCUCUCAAAGGCAAAAGCUAAAGCCAGUACCAAAAAUUAUGAAUUUAGAAGAGAGAUGUCGCGAGAGAUCCGGGUUUCGUUUCCCAUGACGGAGCCAGUGGUCACUCCUCGAGCUCGCGAAGGUCUCCGGACAGUAGUUCCCACCAUUUUCCCCCCUAGCACCGUCAACAGGGGCGAAAGUGUCCGACUUCACCCCCCAGAGCCUGAGAGGAAAGCUCGACCUGGGCAGGACCACGUGGACUUUCUUAGCGCCCCCAAAAAGAGGGGCCCAAAACCAAAGUUGCGUUUUCCUGUUCACGUUGCAUCCUCUAAAUCAUUUAACAGUAGGGCAGAUGAGCACUUCUCGCUCAACAGCCGCUCUACGGUGGGCGAGCGGUCUCAUUACGGCCUAAUGCAAUUAACGCAGCAGCACUUAUCUGGUCUUUACGGAUCCGAGGAGCCAAUCGAUGAUGACCGGCUGUCCCCGGAGCCGCUGGGUGUAAAGGAGGAUGGUGGGGAGUCCUGGAGCCCGUGUCUGAGAAACAUGGAAAAGGUUAUAGUGACUGACAUAACCAGCAACUCUGUGACUGUGACGAUUAAAGAAAGCUCCACAGAUAAAGGCUUCUUCAGGGAAAAAAGAUGAUGGAUGUUAAAGUCAGUGACCUGAUGUAGAACAGCUCUGAACAGGUGUUAUCCUUUCUUUAGUCUCUAACUGUACAGUGUGUCUCAAAAUCAUGUGUAUAUAUGUAACAAAAAAAUAGUCUGGAUAUACAUUUUCAUCUGUAUUUUCUAUGAAAAUGAAAUUUAUUUUUGUACCUCCCCAAGUUUGUGUAAUGUGCAGCAAUUAAUUGUUUAAUUGUUUAUCUCUCUAAACGCCUGUGAGCUAUAAUGACUACAGGCACAAACUGCUGAUAACACUUUUUCAGUUUCCAGCACCUUCUAUUCAGAGUGAACGUCUAGUUCCUCUACCGACAUCUAAUUUACUAUUGUCCUUUGUUGUACUGUGUGUACAUUUGAAGGCCUAACAUUGUCUGUAUUAAAGCACAGAGUAAAAAUAAGAAUAUAAAUGCAAA
Astyanax mexicanus (Mexican tetra) is the source of this 1352-nucleotide messenger RNA. RefSeq names its product chromobox homolog 8a (Pc class homolog, Drosophila) (gene cbx8a). Lineage: Eukaryota; Metazoa; Chordata; Actinopteri; Characiformes; Acestrorhamphidae. Bases 65 to 922 code for a protein of 285 amino acids. The record is from RefSeq and is a predicted model, not a curated record. The transcript has 5 exons.